AUGCAGGCUUUCCGGUGGGUUCUGGGGUACGUGAUGCUUUUCGCUUUUGCUAAGGCAGGCACUGGAGAUAUGGCAAGAUACGAUCAUUUCCGGCUGUACCGAGUUCUGAUCCGAACACAGGCCCAGGUGGAGAUGUUGCAGAAGUUAGAAGAGCAAAGUGACAGCUACUCCUUCAUGGGUCAUGCCCGGCAACCAAACCAAAACCUAACGAUUAUGGUUGCGCCGCACAAAAUUGCGGAAAUUACGGAGUUGCUCGCUAGGUACGAACUACAGGGCACAAUAUUGCUCUACAAUAUGCAAGAACUCAUCGAUAGGGAGCAGUCCACGAUCAAACCGAAAGACACCAAGCCGGAAGAUUUUGGUUGGAACUUUUACCACCAUCUGGACACGAUCAAUGCAUGGUUGCGGCUGCAGGUAUCACGCCAUUCCCAUCUGGAGUUGGUCGAGCUAAGCGCGAGUUACGAAAAUCAAGCACUUUACGGUGUGAAGCUAGCAAAGAAUCCCGCCAACAGUGCCAUCUUUGUUGAGUGUGGUAUACAUGCGCGUGAAUGGAUCUCACCGGCCAGCUGUACGUUUGUGCUGAACGAACUGCUCACCUCUGACCGGGCGGAUGUACGCCAGCUCGCGGACAACUUCAACUGGAUCAUCUUUCCGGUUGUAAAUCCAGACGGUUACCGCUAUACAUUCGAGGGUGAUCGAUUGUGGCGCAAAAACACCAAACCGUACGGGCUGUGCCGUGGGGUAGAUUUGAACCGUAACUUUGCGAGCGAUUGGAACGGACCGGGAGCAAGUUCGGAUCCAUGCCGGUAUGAUUUUGCCGGUGGUAGUGAAGCGAGCGAACCGGAAACUCAAGCACUGGCCAGCUAUCUAACGGAGAAUGUAUCGAAACUACGCAUCAGGACGUACUUUUCAAUUCAUUCCUUUUCGCAGUUGGUUAUGUUCCCGUACGGCUAUAAGACGGAUCGAGUAUCCAAUUACGACGAUUUGGUCGCGAUCGGUCGGAAGGGUUCAGAGGCGAUUGAGCGCACCCACGGCAUGAAGUACGUGUCCGGUGCGAUGAUUGAAACAAUCUACCCAUCAUCCGGGGACAGUGUGGAUUGGGUGUACAGUGCGCUCGGUGUUCCGGUAGCGUACACGUUCGAACUACGUGGACCACCGGACAGCACGAAUAUGUUUGUACUCCCGGCGGUGGAAAUCAUACCAACGGCUGAAGAACUGUUGGCGGCCUUUGUCGCGAUGCUGGGCGAAGCCACACAACUAGGAUAUUACGAAAGCGAUAUGAAUAGGCAGGAACUUUAA
Messenger RNA from Anopheles marshallii, 1299 nucleotides. Its product is annotated as zinc carboxypeptidase-like. Gene Ontology annotation, biological process: proteolysis. The coding region runs from base 1 to 1299 and encodes 432 amino acids. Gene Ontology annotation, molecular function: metallocarboxypeptidase activity; zinc ion binding. The transcript has 2 exons. Lineage: Eukaryota; Metazoa; Arthropoda; Insecta; Diptera; Culicidae. The record is from RefSeq and is a predicted model, not a curated record.